AUAUGUAUAUUAUAUAUAUAUAUAUAUAUAUAUAUGUAUGUAUGUAUAUAUGUAUAUAUAUUAUACCAUAUAUAUAUGGUAUAAUUCUUUAUUACACUUUAUUCCUCUUAUAAGCAAUGACAAAAUAGCAUAAGAAAAUUCUAGCAGAAAGUUCAUUAGCAGCAUAUGAAAAUGAACAGUUUUUGUUGCAAUGUCAAAAAGAAAAUUAAUAAAAUGUUUUUGUAUUAAAUUUGUGAGUACGUGAAAUUUAGGUCUUAUAGUAAAUAACUUUAUUAUUGUUUUGAGAUAUUCAGGAUAUUCAUAAUCCGUCCCAUCUUUUUUUCAAUAGAGGUACUCUUCCCCCUAUUGGAAAUGAACAUUAUCAUUCUACGCAAAGAGAGAGAGAGAGAGAGAGAGAGAGAGAGAGAGAGAGAGAGAGAGAGAGAGAAAAGAGAGAGAGUGACUAGCUACGAUAAUUGAUUUCUAGGAAAAUGUAAUCUGUAUGUUAAAAUGAAAUGCGAGCAUAACAACCAGUAUGUUCGACGACGUUUGCAUUAUUUUCUUUUACUACUAUGAAUUACAAUUGAUAGCAAAUCCCUGUCAAUAAGUGCAAGUUUAAAUAUGAUUUUUAGAUAUUUCUACUAUGGUCAAGAUAUAAGUUGUGUAUAACUAUAUAAAUAACCACUUCUAAUUAUAAUAUUAAUAAUAUAAAAAAAAUAUGUAAUAUUGUAUAUUACUUAUAAUAAGAUAGGGCUUUUAACACUAAGAAUUAUUAUUAAUAGUUAAAGUUACAAAAGCCAUAAGUUAAUUUUUUAAGCGACAUGUGGGGAAGUCAAUCCUCAAUUAUCACAAAUCCUACGAUACCUCAUUACAUCAUUAUCCGAAUAAGACGCUAGCCGAACAUAGCAACUGGUACAUCAAUGAAACAUAGCAUACAUUACAUUAAUGAAGUUAAAUAUGCGGUAUUAUAGAAUGAUCUAUACUAUACACACAAGCAAGCUGAUGCCAGAAUAUGUACAUGUUUCAAGAAAACAAUAAUGUCGUUUAUAUUAUAUGAGCCAUAACGUCAAUAAAGAAACAACUGAAUAUAUCUAUCCCUGGAAAAAGGAGACUAUCACGAACUGGAUAAUAACGGGUUGGCCAUGGAACUGCCAAUUUUGUUUAAUAGCCAAUAUGACAAAAGAAAUCAUAAUUAUAGUAACUCUUGCAAUAGUAGUGUUAUGGCGAUGAACGUUACUUCAGUCUGUGAACCCAUGCAAAUUCUCGAGAAAAACGUGAACAUACUCAAGACGGAAAGUUGUAGUUUGGACGUCGAUCUUAAAUUUCGCGAUAAACUCGAGUGGUUUGGUAAAAUGUCGAGUAGGCUGACGGAUAAAAUUCAAUCGUUACUAUAUUUAUCUGAAAAUUACAGUUCCGUGAACAGUGAUCUUAAGCAAUUUGUAAAUGGGAUUGUUAAUCUAUGGAUUUCUGUUAAUAAACAGGUAUGUGAAAAAUGUUCCAAAAUUCGAAUGGCUAGCCGCAAGUUAUCGGGAGUGCCGUUAUCGUUGCUGCUUGAAAAGAUAAAGAAAGAGAGUUCUUUGGCGAAAGAGUUACUGAAUACUCAUGAGCACGGAUACAGUCGUGAACAUAUCGUCAAGUGUUACGCUUUGCUCGAUGAAAUUGAAGAUUUAUUGAGCAAUCUAAAAAGAUGCGAUCAUAAGUUACAACAUUAUUUAGCUAUAUCCAAGUUGAUUCCAUUCCUUGUCAAGCUAGAAGCGGCCGUAGAGGUGUACGCUUCUACUAUCGAAGUAUCGCUAAUGAACAGAGCCGAAUGUACAGAAUUACAUGUUUUUACAAUCGUUGCAAAACUUCUCACUGGUGAAUUAUUAGAUGACGAACCUAUGAAUCCAUAUCGUGUAUUAGCAGAUAACGCACCCAAGAAACCGGUUUUCAUCGUCAAAACUAAACGCAGAACGGACGUUCAUCAUUGAUGUCAGUAUAAACCAUAGACAUAG
Odontomachus brunneus is the source of this 1973-nucleotide messenger RNA. RefSeq lists its product as uncharacterized. The coding region runs from base 1122 to 1949 and encodes 275 amino acids. The record is from RefSeq and is a predicted model, not a curated record. Lineage: Eukaryota; Metazoa; Arthropoda; Insecta; Hymenoptera; Formicidae. The transcript is spliced from 4 exons.